Molecule: messenger RNA, 1378 nt
Organism: Drosophila montana
Lineage: Eukaryota; Metazoa; Arthropoda; Insecta; Diptera; Drosophilidae
Exons: 3
Coding region: 123-1196 (357 amino acids)
Biological process (GO): DNA catabolic process
Cellular component (GO): cytoplasm
Molecular function (GO): nucleic acid binding; 3'-5'-DNA exonuclease activity
Source: RefSeq, a predicted model, not a curated record
UACUGUGUUUAUAUUUAACAUGUGAAUGAUUGGCUCUUUUAGCCAAUUUUAUUUUUCAAUAUAUUUGCGUUAUUUCGUUGCGCACGAAAUUUCGUUACCUGAUCUCAUUGUACAUUUUUUGAAUGGAAAAGAACAACACCACUUUAAUGGCGCCAAAUACACCUGUUGCUGAUGCAGAAAACGGACCAAAAGCACAAAUCUCUACCUUCGCCGUGCUGGACUUGGAAACAUCGAAUUUGCCUGCAUUUAACAAUAAUCGGGUUAGCAUCACCGAACUGUGCAUCUACGCCUUUGAUCCUGCCGUCUUAAAAGACAAUGUGGAACCAGAGGAGUCGAAACCACUUGACGAGUUGACGCCACCCUCGACUAAAGCUAUACCCUUUCCGCCGAGAGUGCUGCACAAGCUGAAUUUACUUUUCCAGCCGUCAAUGACUGUACACCCAAGCGCCGAGAGAAUCACAGGCUUAAACAACUACAUUUUGGAACGCGAAUCCAAGCUGGACGAGAACGCGGGGCAAAUGAUACUGAGAUUUUUGGAGCAUUUACGCCCUCCUGUUUGUCUUAUAGCACAUAAUGGCUGGGCAUUCGAUUUUCCUAUUAUAAAGCAAGCGCUUGACAAGCUGAAUAUUAAUUUGCCAGCAUCUACGCUUUGCGUGGAUUCGUUGCGUGCCUUUAUGGAAAUCGACGAUAAGCGAAGCGAUGAAAUAUUUGUGGAAAACGUUUUGCCUACCGAUAUCAAGAUUGAACCGGAAAUUCCAGCCAGUACGUCGAUUUGCGAGCCACCCGCCAAAGCAAUCGACUGGCAGACAGUGAACGAAACCACACCGAAGCGUCCAAUCCUGAAGGGUGCGGUAGCAACUCGUAAACGCCAGCUGUUGAACGAUGACAAUUGCAAUAAUGAUAUAGAAGCUGCCAAACGAGCACCCCGAGAUAUAACCGCCCGCCGCCAACUGUUUGCUGGCUUGAAAUGUGCUCAAACCAAACGUAUUCCACCCCGCGGACGCUAUGGAUUAGCCCAUCUGUUCGAGCGCACAUUUGAGAAAUCUGCAGCAAAUGCUCACCAGGCCGAGGCAGAUGUAAAUAUGCUCACAAAGCUCAUCCAAUGCUACAGUGUGGACUUCCUAGCCUUUGCCGAGGAGCAAGCAAUUCCAUUCGCUAAUGUCGUCCCAAUUGGUGGCAGGUCACCUAGUUCUUAGUUGUUGUAUUUAACAUGUUUGCAUGAUAAUCUUAAAUAUGUUGAGGGUUUUUAAAAGCAAAAAUUGUAAAUGUAAUUUUAAAAGUGCUAUAUAUUUUUAUACUUGAACAUUUUGCUGAGAUCAUAAAUAAGCAUGUAGAAUUAUAAUAAUAGUAUAUUUUAUAAAUUUUGAUUUUUCGAAUA